Molecule: messenger RNA, 942 nt
Organism: Arabidopsis lyrata subsp. lyrata
Lineage: Eukaryota; Viridiplantae; Streptophyta; Magnoliopsida; Brassicales; Brassicaceae
Product: E3 ubiquitin-protein ligase dbl4
Exons: 2
Coding region: 146-907 (253 amino acids)
Biological process (GO): ubiquitin-dependent protein catabolic process; positive regulation of proteasomal ubiquitin-dependent protein catabolic process; protein polyubiquitination
Cellular component (GO): ubiquitin ligase complex; cytoplasm
Molecular function (GO): ubiquitin protein ligase activity; zinc ion binding; ubiquitin conjugating enzyme binding
Source: RefSeq, a predicted model, not a curated record
UCAUUUGGAAACUCACAAAGGGCCUAAAACCCUAAAGCCCUAAAAUUUUGGCUUCUAUAUAUAUAGGAAGAAUCUUCAUAGUCAAUUCGCAACAAAAUCUAUUCUGGAGACUAGAACUCAAAUUAGUAUUGCUUAUAAACUUGCAAUGGAAACGAUAAUACUUCAUGAAGUUAGCAAAGAUAUGCCUGCGACUUGUUGUAUCUGUUUCGACCAUGACUUGGAAGCUGAGCAGAUGUUUUCUGUUUAUUUAUGCCGUCAUCAAUUCUGUGUGGAGUGCGUGAAACGAUAUAUAGAAGUAAAGCUACUCGAGGGAGGUGUACUAAGAUGUCCUCAUUAUCAAUGCGAGUCUAAGCUAACUCUUAGAAGUUGUGACAAUAUUUUGACACAUAAACAAAGAGACAUGUGGGAACGAAGGAAUAGAGAAGAAUCAGUUCCUGUGACGGACAGAGUUUACUGCCCAAAUCCAAGGUGCUCGGCUUUAAUGUCGAAAGCCGAACUCUCCAAAUCAAUUAAAGAAGCUGGAGUUAAGAGACGUUGCGUCAAAUGCUCUCAACCUUUCUGCAUGAACUGCAAAGUGUUGUGGCAUAAUAACUUGUUGUGCGACGAUUAUAUGAGAUGGCAUCUUACGGAAGAUGAUAUGAUGCUAAAAAAUCUAGCAAAUCAUAAUAUGUGGCGUCAAUGUGUAAAUUGCCAACAGAUGAUCGAACGUUCAGAAGGAUGCAUCCAUGUAACUUGCUGGUGCGGCUAUUCGUUUUGCUACACAUGUGGAGAAGAGUGGAAGCAUGGAGGUUGCACUCAUCGAAGAAAUAUGAUUGCGGAAGAUUGUGCAGUGUGUACAUGUUGUAGUCUAGCCGGCUUAGGCUUUUUUGCCACUUUAAUGACCCUUUGUACAUGUCUUUUUCCCUAGAAUAAUAAAACAAUGUUGAUUACUCAUGUUGCUUA